This is a messenger RNA of Paramecium pentaurelia, 820 nucleotides long. Lineage: Eukaryota; Ciliophora; Oligohymenophorea; Peniculida; Parameciidae. The record is from the annotation of a GenBank genome assembly.
AUGGUUCUUCAGAUAAUCUUAAAGAAAAUUAUUAGGGGAUUGAUUUCAUCAUCCAAAGCUAAUAUUUUUUACAUUGAUUAUAAUUUUCAAAAUAUAAAUGUAAUAUUUAUUUAUAAUCUUGUACUAGCUGGCUUUUAACUAUGACAAAAUUCAUAAUAAUGGAUUAAAGUGUAUUAAUUAUGGAAUGAAGUGUUCUGAAUUUAAAGGUAAUUAUAUUACUUGUUCCAAAUUUAUUGCUAUUGAUGGACCAUGUAAAGCAACACUGAUGAAUGAAUUCAUAAUUAGUAAUUGCACAACACGUGUAUGCAAUGAAGCACCUAACACAAUAAAAACCGAUUAAGAAUGUUAAAUAUACCAUCAUCAUGUUAUACUACUGGUUAUGGAUGUACAUCUAUUAAAUAAUGUGAUAAUUUGAUUACUUAAGUAGCUUGUUAAGAAAAAUAAGAAUGUUCAUGGACUCAUUUUUGUAAUUAAUAAUAUAACAGCUGUGAUUCAAUUAAAAAUGCUAGCUAUUCUAUUAGUUUUAACUCAAAGAUAUAAAAUUAAACAUGUGUAUAAACUGAAAAUACUAGCUUAAUGUCGUUCUUAAACUUGCGAUGAUUUACUUAAUUAUAUUACAUCUCAUAGUUUAUGUAAUUAAUUGAAUCUCAAAUGUAAAAAAAUGGAAUUGGUUGAUGUUCUACUUAUAGAACUGCUUCUAUUUUUCUUUAUGCUUAAGGAGUAUAAAAAUGUAUUUGGGAUGAAAGAGAAAAAGGAUGUAGAGAUAAUAGAUAUUCUGAUUUUAACGGCAGAACUGAUGUUGAGUGCGAAUAAUAAAUGA